AUGUCGCAAAAUCUUAUCAACGCCAAUCCAACCAUUUACAACACAAAGACAUUUGUCCGCAAAGAAACUGAAGCAGAAUAUGAUGACGAUAUCGAAGAUGCUAUUGAUUCACAAGAAGUCUUUGACCUUAUCCGUUCCAUUUCAGACCCUGAACAUCCCUUGACUUUGGAGCAAUUGAAUGUCACUCAGUUUGAUCAUAUCGAAGUGAACAACGAAACAAGCAAGGUUCUAAUUGAAUUCACACCCACUAUUCCCCAUUGCUCUAUGGCUACAUUGAUCGGCUUAUGCAUUCGAGUUCGUUUGUUGCGUAGUUUGCCAGAUAGAUUCAAGGUGGAUAUCCGAGUUCGCAAGGGAACUCAUCAGUCUGAAGGAGCAGUUAACAAGCAAUUGAAUGACAAGGAAAGAGUAGCAGCAGCUUUGGAAAACAAUCAUUUAUUGGAGGUUGUCAAUCAAUGCUUAGCAACAGCCAGUCUUCGUGGUAUGGAAGUGCCCACCAACUGA
This is a messenger RNA of Mucor velutinosus, 501 nucleotides long. RefSeq lists its product as uncharacterized. Lineage: Eukaryota; Fungi; Mucoromycota; Mucoromycetes; Mucorales; Mucoraceae. The transcript has 2 exons. The coding region runs from base 1 to 501 and encodes 166 amino acids. Gene Ontology annotation, biological process: iron-sulfur cluster assembly. The record is from RefSeq and is a predicted model, not a curated record.